Molecule: messenger RNA, 1343 nt
Organism: Macaca mulatta (Rhesus monkey)
Lineage: Eukaryota; Metazoa; Chordata; Mammalia; Primates; Cercopithecidae
Gene: CAPS
Product: calcyphosine
Cellular component (GO): vesicle
Molecular function (GO): calcium ion binding
Source: RefSeq, a predicted model, not a curated record
CACCCAUCCCUCCCCUUCCCCUCCCCUCCCCUCCCUUCUCCCCCCCAUCCACUGUCCGCCAGCACAGUGCAUUCAUGCAGCUGGGUCCCGCCCCGUCUCCAGAGGCACCUCCUGCUAGCAACAGUCUCCCCAGGCACGACACAGCUAACAGAAGGCCGGGCAGGCAGGACUCUGGGACAGACGCAGGCCAGCUGCCCAGAGAGCCCAGACCCAGCAUGGACGCUGUGGACGCCACCAUGGAGAAACUCCGGGCGCAGUGCCUGUCCCGCGGGGCCUCGGGCAUCCAGGGCCUGGCCAGGUUUUUCCGCCAACUAGACCGGGACGGGAGCAGAUCCCUGGAUGCUGACGAGUUCGGGCGGGGUCUGGCCAAACUCGGGCUGGUGCUGGACCAGGCGGAGGCAGAGGGUGUGUGCAGGAGGUGGGACCGCGACGGCAGCGGGACGCUGGAUCUGGAGGAGUUCCUUCGGGCGCUGCGGCCCCCCAUGUCCCAGGCCCGGGAGGCAGUCAUCGCAGCUGCAUUUGCCAAGCUGGACCGCAGUGGGGACGGCGUAGUGACAGUGGACGACCUCCGCGGGGUGUACAGUGGCCGUGCCCACCCCAAGGUGCGCAGUGGGGAGUGGACCGAGGACAAGGUGCUGCGCCGCUUCCUGGACAACUUCGACUCCUCUGAGAAGGACGGGCAGGUCACGCUGGCGGAAUUCCGGGACUACUACAGCGGCGUGAGUGCCUCCAUGAACACAGAUGAGGAGUUCGUGGCCAUGAUGACCAGUGCCUGGCAGCUGUGAGCAGCUCUGGGCUCAGCCCUGCUGCCCCGGCCUGUCACCCCCACCCCCGCUGGAGACCUCCCUUCCCUGGGCCUCUUCUCUUCUGGGCAGCCACACCACAGAGCGGGGAGGGGCAGGUGGGGGAAUGGAGGCUGCAGGACCGGCUAGACCAGGUCCCUGCUGGGCCACCAGGGGGAGGAGGGACAAAGGUCCUAACACGAGUCACUGGCUCAGGACCCCAGGGAGAAAAGCUGUCCCCACCCACGCCAUGCUGACCUGAGGCCUUGCAGCCCCUGCGGAUGCCCCCGCCAAGGUCCCCUGAUCCCCCCACCCGGCCUGCUGCUCCCCACCCCUCCCUUGCGCGUCCCCCAGGAAGCCAGGCAAGCCCAGGUGGGAGGCGGUGUGUGGAGGCUAUCCUGGAAGGCAGUCUGGACCUGCCCAGGUGUGGAGUGAGGGGCAAGGGGGCAUCCUAACCUCAGAAACAAAAAAAAAAGCCUUUGAAAAAAACAUCUGUAAAACAUCAACCCCCAAUCAGAAGAUGGCAAUGGGGAAUAAAAUAGUAGUUCACAUGUCCAGCGA